Molecule: messenger RNA, 715 nt
Organism: Salarias fasciatus (jewelled blenny)
Lineage: Eukaryota; Metazoa; Chordata; Actinopteri; Blenniiformes; Blenniidae
Gene: rnaseh2c
Product: ribonuclease H2, subunit C
Exons: 5
Coding region: 102-512 (136 amino acids)
Biological process (GO): RNA catabolic process
Cellular component (GO): ribonuclease H2 complex
Source: RefSeq, a predicted model, not a curated record
AAGAAGACGUUUGGACCAAUCAGCAUCGUAGCCAGAAGCUGACCCGGAAGUAAAUCACGUUAUCUAUUUUUCAGGUUGCUGUUGGAAACUGCCUCAGAAGGAUGUCCUGCAACACAAGCGUCACUCGUCUCUGUGUGUCAUCUGUAAACGAAGCCCAGCGAGCCCCAGUCCACCUCACUCCCUGUGAGAUUGAACAUAAUGGGCCAGCUCAGGUCUCACAGUACUUCACCGCCACCACAAAGAACCGCAAACAAGAGCAGACAGUAUCCUUCAGAGGACGCUGCCUGAGAGGGCAGGAGCUGAGCUGUCCACAGGGCUACACCGGCCUGGUGCUGAAAGAGAUCAACAAACCCGGGUCUGAUCAGGAGGACAGGACUGUGAAGGUUUCCUCUGUAUUUGACAAACUGACCUACUGGAAUCUGGAGACGCCGCCAAACUCUGAUGAUACAGUUGUGAUGGCGAUGGACUGGCCCGAGCUGGCUGAGGCGAUCCAUGGGCCUGUUGAAGACUGAAGAGAUCCAAGAGGGUAAACUUAUUUUCGGAGGCUGCAAGAAGCAUGAAGUCCCUUCAGUGUUAUUUUCUGUUGUAUUGUCCAUUUUACUCAUUAUUGACCUACAGUUAUGAAAAUCUAAAGAUCAGCUUAUAAAGUAAUGCAGAGUAAGAAGUGACAAAGUUGAUUUUUGUGCAUGUACUUUUAUAGUGAAAUUACAAAAAA